AUGCCCCCUCGAAUCAACGACGAACCGGAAUACGGUGUACCAAUGGACCUGGCGCCGAUGCUGCCGCCCGUGGUUGAUGUCUUUGAUGAUAUUGACGCCCACCUCGGCAUUUCCCAGCUGCGUGUCGAUUCGCAAAUGUUCCGCCAGUGCGAGGCGCUGCUGAACGCGGCUGUUCCUCUGGCCACUGAACUCGACGAGGUCAAGUAUAUCCUGUCCGUCAUGGUUGUCGCUGGCAGCCGCCUGAAACUUGUUCAGGAAGGUUUCUCCCGCGGCGAGUUUGCGAUUUUUGAGUUUGGCCGGGAGGAUCUCACUUCUUACAUCGAGCACUACGGCUCCGAUCUAGCCCAGGCGGGCGGUCUUUUCGUCCUGCGCCUCGGAGUUCCGGGGGCCCAUGUGGGCGAUCCGGUA
Molecule: messenger RNA, 408 nt
Organism: Mesorhabditis spiculigera
Lineage: Eukaryota; Metazoa; Nematoda; Chromadorea; Rhabditida; Rhabditidae
Source: the annotation of a GenBank genome assembly